This is a messenger RNA of Caretta caretta (loggerhead turtle), 3607 nucleotides long. It is a transcript of the gene NXNL1, whose product is annotated as nucleoredoxin like 1. NCBI's taxonomy places the organism in Eukaryota, Metazoa, Chordata, Testudines, Cheloniidae. Gene Ontology annotation, cellular component: mitochondrion. The record is from RefSeq and is a predicted model, not a curated record. Gene Ontology annotation, biological process: photoreceptor cell maintenance.
GCUCAGGGCUGGUUUGGGGUGCUGGGUCUGGGAGGCUGCCACUAAGUCUAACUUCCUGCCUACCCCGUCCACACGCCGCUCCCGGAAGGGGCCAAUACACCCCUUGGGCGGAGGGAGGAAUGGCACGUGGCUCCGCACACUACCCCUCUCUGCAAGCGCUGCCUCCGCAGGUCCCACUGGCCACAGCUCCCCGUUCCCGGCCAGUGGGAGCUGCGGGGGCGGUGCUUGCAGGCAGGAGCAGUGUGUGGUUGGAGACCCCUGUCACCCUGGCUGCGGGGCUGCGCUGGCCGCUUCAGGGAGCGGUGUGGGGCGGGGCAGGUAGGGAGCCUCUCUUAGCAGCAGCCCCGCUGCACUGCGGGAGAUCACGAUCAACUGGGAGAUCCUCUAGGAUCGACCCAUCAGUGGCCACUGGGAUAGAGGGACUGGAAGGAGGAGCAUAAAGGGGCUGGAGGGAGAAAGGGCUGAAAGGAGGAGCACAGAGCACCUGGUGGGCGGGGCUGGAGGGAGGACUAUACAGGGGCGAGCUGGGAUAGCGUUUUUGGUUUUCCUGGGUCAGGCCUUUCUGCUGGAAAUGGCACUUGCUCCAGACACACUGCAGCAACCCUUCCCCUUGGCCUAGCUCUACAGGCCUGUGUACAGGCAUCUGGCAGGGCCCAAAGCUAAUGCAGAGCAGAGGUGCAUCAUGCGCUUCUGGUGGGCACCCCAAGCUGGUGAUGCACAUAGCAAACAAUGGGACCGUUUCCAAAGAGAAUUUUUCUGUCCUCUUGAAGAGAGGUUAUAUGCAAGUACAGAUGACGGAAAUCAGAUUCACAAAAGCAAUGCACAGGGUUGUCAUUGAAUAUCUUCAUUUAAGAAUAUCCUCAGUGGCAUACCAGAGAUUGUAAAGAUGCUCCCCUUCUCUCCUGCUUCCUUUAGCAACAACCAUCCCCCCAUCCUGCUUUCCUACCAGGGAAUUGUUACAGCUUGUACCAAUGACAGAUCCUGGUGCAUUUCUGUGAUCGUUUAACAGCUGCUCUGAAUGGCCCCACAGGAGCAGGUCAACAGUUUAAGAAGAUUAAAGAAGUCUUUGCAGAGUUUGAUGUGUCAGAUACUAUUAAUAGGCUGGGAGAUGAAGCACAACAGGAAGACUAUUGGAUGUACUGUAAACCCAGGCAGAGACUAAGCAGCAGCAGGACUGGUGCAUUUUCUGACAGCAUUGUGAAGGGAACAGUAUGUAGAAGGAAAGGAGUACUUGUGGCACCUUAGAGACUAACCAAUUUAUUUGAGCAUGAGCUUUCGUGAGCUACUCUUACUGACAAACUCCUGGAGGCAAACAAAUUUCAUGAGGGGACGUUACAGGGUGGAGGUUCCCUGAAGAGGCUGUGCAAUCUUUCCUCACACUGAAUUCCCAGACAUAGGGAUGGAAUCCUGCCUUCAUUGCAAAAGAGUCUUAAAUUGAUCAGUUGUAAUUACUUAUUAACUAACCUUUUAUCAGCCUGAUCUCCUAGGCUUAGCUAGCCAUGGUUUCCCUUUUCAUUGGGAAGAUCCUGAUUACAAACAACAAGGACUGUGAUGAAGUGGACACUGAGAGUGAACUUAGCCAGAGACUGGAUAACAAAGUGAUGCUGCUGUAUUUUGGAUCUGGUGAAUGCACUCGAUGCCAGGAGUUUUCACCUGUCCUCAAAGAUUUCUUUGUGAGACUCACGGAUGAAUUUUAUGUGGAAAGGGCUUCCCAGCUGGUCCUGGUAUACGUGUCUCAGGAUGAGACAGAGGAGAAGCAAGAAAAGUUCCUGAAGACUAUGCCCAAAAGGUGGCUGUUCUUACCCUUCCAGGAUGAGUUCAAAAGGGAGCUGGAGUUGAGGUUUGCUGUGUCCAACACACCUGUAGUGGUGGUGCUGAAGCCAAGCGGGGAGGUGAUUGCUGGGAAUGCUGUGGAGGAGAUCAGGUGCUUGGGCACUGCCUGUUUCAAGAACUGGCAAGAGGCCGCUGAGCUAGUUGACAGGAGCUUUCUCUUGGCAGAGGACUUUGAUGACUUGGCCAAGAGGAGCAUCACCGAUCCCAUCCGCCGCCUCAAGUACAAGCUGGACAAGAAGACAAGGAAAAAGAAGGAGAAAGAGGAAGUGCUCUGUCCUGAUAUGGAAUUAUGAAGUUACAGCAGUACAUACAUUUGCUAGGCUUUUGGUUAUCCUAAAACAGGAGCCUAGAGACUCGCUGUCAAAACUCUCCAGACUCAAGGGGGUAGCUUUACUGGAGCACAAGUUAGUAUAGACAUUUGUAUCUUCACAAAGUCUCAGGAUCUCAGUGGCAACUGGAGGAUUCUGAACAGGGAACAACAUGUGGCUGGGGAGAUGAGAGAGCCAUGCCAGGAUUAAAGAUGCAGCCUGAGGGGAGGUUUCAGAGUGGUAGCAAAAAGAACGAGGAGUACUUGUGGCACCUUAGAGACUAACAAAUUUAUUUGAGCAUAAGCUUUUGUGAGCUAAAGCCCACUUCAUCAGAUGCAUGCAGGAGAGAAUAGGCAUUUCCUUUUCCUCACUGACAUCUAUUCAUAUAAUAAUAGGUCUGUUUAUAUUAUAACGGGGACAUUAUUGGACAGAAAUGCCCCAGAGAACAUUUCCUCCUGUUCUCACACUCUCUUUUUUCCCUUUAUUGCCUAGAGAGUUUCUGUUAGCAGCAAGCACAUUAAUGACAGUCUGGCUGUAUCAGCUCUCACAUUUUGAUUUCUUGACCUAAAGAAUCUAAACCUACCUUAGUGAAAGUCUCACAUUGAGAUCUCAGCCAUUCAUUUACCUAGAAAUUAGCCAGAAAAUGAACUACUACAGAAGAGCAGACUGGCUUUCAGAAAUACUGCUCUGCACAAUAAAGCAAUUGGUAAUUCACCAAAAAAAGUGAGGAAGACAUUUUAAUUUUUAAAAACAAUAGUGUAUAUAUGGAUUGCUAUUAAUGUGUUAUGCACAGACCACUAAAAGGACUAUGAACCAAAUCCUCCUGUGAAACAGGUGAACUGACCAACACAUUUUACUUGUUAUGGACCCAGGUGAUACUGGUGUGAGUGACAGUUUCUGAUUCACCUUGCAUAUCACUGGUAACAUUAUGCAGUUUAAAGUUCUAGAACAUGUUAAUUUCAGUGCUGCUGAAUGGAUUUUUUCCCCACCAUCAUUGUUUGAUUUUUAUGUUCAGUGAUGCUGAUGCACCCCUCCAGGGCUAUGUGAAAUAAUAAAUAAACCAUAGUUUUAGUCUCUAAUCUGUGUUGCCAUCUACUGGUAGUAAGUAGCAAUUGCUGAAUACCUGUCUGUCACAAAUGAGGGCAUGACUGACAAUUUACAAUCAUUUUAGCAUCUUUUAGGCAACUCCUUUUUACUCUUUUGUGCUAACUAGAACCUCAUUCAAAAUUGAGGCAUUUCAUUACUAUGGGUCUAAUAAGGGAUUAGAAACUACUUUUCUUUUUUUGCCACAGGAGCAACUAGGACUGAAUCCUGUUUUAGUUAGCCCAUGAUUUAACAAGGCACAGUCUCAAGGAAGCCUGCAAUGAGAGAUCUUUGACUGCCCCUUUCCAAAUUACUACCUGUGGCCUCACUCAUUAACUACCCAGGUUGAAUUAAAAUAGUUUUGUAUGCAGGCAAUUGCUUUA